Molecule: messenger RNA, 6380 nt
Organism: Pleuronectes platessa (European plaice)
Lineage: Eukaryota; Metazoa; Chordata; Actinopteri; Pleuronectiformes; Pleuronectidae
Gene: ptk2aa
Product: protein tyrosine kinase 2aa
Exons: 32
Coding region: 945-4220 (1091 amino acids)
Biological process (GO): signal complex assembly; protein phosphorylation
Cellular component (GO): focal adhesion; cytoskeleton
Molecular function (GO): protein tyrosine kinase activity; ATP binding
Source: RefSeq, a predicted model, not a curated record
CUCUUCUGCCCAGCUCUCUUGUUCCCCCACUCAACUUUCUGUCACUUGUUCUGCUCUGUCCUCCGUUUCCUCUCAUUCAACUUGAAACAAUCGCUGCAUUUCUCUCCCGCUCUCUUUCUCUCCCUGCUCCGCUGUCUCUGUCUCCUUUUGUUUUUCUGGUUCCCUCUUUUCUCUCACUUUCUGUCUCUGAGAGAAGACGACAGCUUUCAGUUUUGUUUCUCACCGAGCACAGUAAUUGCUCCUCUUCCUCUGUGACCGCUGACUGAGUGACAAUCCAUUUGGAAGAAACUCUGGAAGAAAGUUGGAUUUGAACUUUUGCCGGAGAAUCCGUCUUCUUACAAAUCACAGGAUCCCGAACCCCUUCCUAAGCAGAGUCGCUUCACGCUCCCAGGGCAACUGUGUAACUACGGAGCACAGGCAUGGGGGCAGAAAUCGGGCAAAAAACAAACAGAGUGUUGUCAUCAGAGAGGGGCCACUGAGGAGACGUUCAGAAGUGGACAGAAUCAGAGGAGCGGAGACGUUUUUGCAUGAGAAACUUUACGUCUCUGGGUGGAUUUUCUCAUAUUGUGCCACCGUGGAUAACGAGAGAAGAUUAAGGAGACACAACUUAAGGAGAAGAAACUCUUUGAAGGAUGGGAGUCUCUUACUUUAUCCCUCAUUUGUUUUCGGUUGCAUCUUCACACUCUUUACAAAGUGACAGCAGAGCAGAACAUUGCCCUUUUUGAUCUCUGCCCCUGGAGGAAACUGUCGGCUGGUGAAGCUGUUGACAAAAGUUGGAGACAAAGAUUUCUGCCUUGGAGACGGAGUGUGUGUGUGUGUGUGUAGCGUGUGUGUUAGUGUUUGGGUUAUGUGAAAGCAUUCUCACAGUUGUGUCAGCAGCUCAGUGUGUUUAUUUAUGUAACUUCUGCACAAGAGAAGUUCGUCUUUUUCUGUGUGUGUGUGUGAUGCGAGGUUGCGAAGCCGCGAGUUGUCUAUCUGUCCUCAGCACAGACAGACACAGGGAGAGACAGACAUGUGUUUCCAUGGUGACCAGUGGCUGUAGCCCCUUCCCCAUGUGUUGGGAAAGAGAAUAUGACAGACACCUAGCAUCUGCUGUGUCGGCGAGGAAAACCAUGGCGACGGCCUACCUGGACCCCAACCUGAACCACGCCCUCCUCGGAGGCGCCAAGUCGCGGCUGAGCGCGGGGGUGUCAGACCGAACCAUUGCCGGCUCCGUGGACAGGGUUCUCAAAGUCUUCCACCACUUUGAGACCAACACUGAGAACAGCUGCUGGUCGUCCAAUAUCAGAUAUGGAGACGCGACUGAUGUCAGGGGAAUCAUCCAGAAAAUUCUGGACAUCCACAAAGUGCGCUGGACGUCUUGUUUCGGUCUGCACCUCAGCAACAGCCAAUCCAGAGACCAGGUGCACUGGCUCCACCCCGAUAUGGGCGUUUCCCAAGUUAGAGAGAAAUACGAACAGGCACGACCAAACGAGGAGUGGAGGUAUGAAUUAAGGAUCCGGUAUCUUCCGAAGGGCUUCGUGCAGCAGUUUACAGAAGACAAACCUACACUCAGCUACUUCUACCACCAGGUGAAGAAUGACUACAUGACAGAGAUCGGGGAUCAGGUAGAACAAGAUGUGGCUCUCAAACUGGGCUGUCUAGAAAUCAGGAGGUUCUUCAAAGAGAUGAGAGGAAACGCCCUGGAUAAGAAAUCCAACUAUGAACUACUGGAGAAAGAUGUUGGUUUGAGGCGUUUUUUCCCCAAAGACCUGUUGGAUUCAGUCAAGGCUAAAACUCUGCGUAAGUUGAUCCAGCAGACCUUCAAGCAGGUGGCCAAUCUCAACGAUGAACAGUGCAUCCUCAAGUUCUUGGAGAUUCUUGCGCCGGUCUACCGCUACGACAAAGAGUGCUUCAAAUGUGCCCUGGGUUCGAGCUGGGUGAUUCAGGUGGAGUUAGCCAUCGGGCCAGAGGAAGGGAUCAGCUACCUCACAGACAAGGGAUCCACGCCCACCCACCUAGCAAACUUUAACCAGGUCCAGUCCAUCCAGUACUCGUCUAUGGAGGAGAAGGACAGGAAAGGGAUGUUACAGCUGAAUGUAGCGGGAGCGGCUGAGCCUCUCACAGUUACAACAGCAUCACUUACCAUGGCAGAGAACUUGGCUGACUUGAUUGAUGGCUACUGUCGACUCGUCUCCAUGGACACUCAUUCCUUCAUCGUCCGUUAUCAGAAAGAGGGAGAGAGAGCGCUUCCUUCCAUCCCAAAAGUGUCAAACAAUGAGAAGAAGUCGGAAGCGGUGAGGAGCGGAGUCAGAGCGAUCUCCGUCUCAGAGACUGAUGACUAUGCGGAGAUAGUGGAUGAAGAGGACACGUACACCAUGCCCUCCACGCGGGACUAUGAGAUCCAAAGGGACAGGAUCGAGUUGGGUCGCUGUAUCGGAGAGGGUCAGUUUGGAGACGUGCACCAGGGAGUCUAUAACAGCUCGGACAACCCGGCUCUACCUGUGGCCAUUAAGACCUGUAAGAACUGUACCUCAGACAGCGUCAGAGAAAAGUUCCUACAAGAAGCAUUGACGAUGCGUCAGUUCGACCACCCUCACAUCGUCAAGCUAAUCGGAGUGAUCACAGAGAACCCGGUGUGGAUCAUCAUGGAGCUCUGUACGCUCGGAGAGUUGCGUUCGUUCCUUCAGGUGAGGAAGUACAGUCUGGACCUGGCCUCUCUCAUUCUGUUUGCCCACCAGCUCAGUACGGCUCUGGCCUAUCUGGAGAGCAAACGCUUCGUCCACAGGGACAUUGCAGCUCGUAAUGUUUUGGUCUCCUCAGUCGACUGUGUGAUGCUCGGGGACUUUGGUUUGUCCCGGUACAUGGAGGACAGCUCUUACUACAAAGCUUCUAAAGGUAAACUUCCCAUCAAGUGGAUGGCACCUGAAUCCAUCAACUUCAGAAGAUUCACGUCUGCCAGUGAUGUCUGGAUGUUUGGCGUGUGCAUGUGGGAGAUCCUGAUGUACGGCAUCAAGCCCUUCCAGGGGGUGAAGAACAACGACGUGAUCGGCAGGAUAGAGAACGGGGAGCGGCUGGCCAUGCCUCCGCAGUGCCCCCCCACCCUCUACAGUUUGAUGACCAAGUGUUGGUCGUACGACCCGAGCAAGAGGCCGCGGUUCACAGAACUCAAAACACAGCUCAACACCAUACUGGAGGAAGAGAAGCUUCAACAAGAGGAGAGACUUCGAAUGGAGAUGAGGAGACAAGUCACCGUGUCCUGGGACUCGGGGGGGCCUGAUGAAGCUCCACCUAAACCCAGUCGACCAGGUUACCCCAGUCCUCGCUCCAGUGAAGGGUUUUUCACCAGCCCUCAACACAACCACUUUCCACCGUCAGCUCAUGGUGGUGUAGGGGGAGUAGGAGGCAGCUUCCCUCCGGCUGAUACCUGGAAUGUACACAGACCUGAACACACUGCACUGUGGAACCCCGGGAUGGAGGAGGGUGGAUGUGUCGGCCACGUUCUGAUGGAGGAGAGGCUGAUGAUGCAGCAACAACAGAUGGAGGAUGACCAGCGGUGGCUGGAGCAGGAGGAGAGCUUCAUGAAGACAGAGUCCAGAAACAGCAGAGGAAGCAUCGACAGAGAGGACGGCACUCUACAAGCACCGAGUGGAAGCCAACACAUCUACCAGCCUGUUGGGAAACCAGAACACGUAGCUCCUCCUAAGAAGCCGCCCCGCCCUGGAGCUCCUGGUCAUCUUGGCAACCCGGCCAGUCUCUGCCCUGUGGACAGCUACAACGAGGGCGUCAAGUUGCAGCCGCAGGAGAUCAGUCCGCCUCCCACCGCCAACUUGGAUCGUUCCAACGACAAAGUGUAUGAGAAUGUGACGGGAUUGGUCAAAGCUGUGAUUGAGAUGUCCAACAGGAUUCAGCCUGCAGCCCCAGAGGAGUACGUGCCCAUGGUCAAGGAGGUGGGUCUGGCUCUGAGGACUCUGCUAGCGACAGUAGAUGAGACGAUCCCUGUGCUGCCACCCAGCACACACAGAGAGAUCGAAAUGGCUCAGAAGUUGUUGAAUUCCGAUCUGGCCGAGUUGAUAGCGAAGAUGAAGCUGGCUCAACAGUAUGUGAUGACGAGUUUGCAAAAGGACUACAAGAAACAGAUGCUAAUGGCGGCUCACGCCCUCGCAGUGGACGCCAAGAACCUCCUGGACGUCAUCGACCAAUCACGACUCAAGAUGAUCACCCAGACACGCCCACAUUAGCCCCCUGGGGAUCCAAUCAAGCCUGGUUGCUGAUGAUGAUGUUGCAGUGGCGACGGAAGAGAACUUUUAGAUGGAUAUCAGUGACGGACGGAUGAAAAAUAUCGACUGACUGAAACAAUCAUCUCCCUCUUACCUUCAUCACGUCGUUUCCCCCCCGGCAACACUCUAUUGGUCGAUAUUGUGUUGUUUUAUACUUUUUGUCGUAUUAUUUUUUUUGCUUUUGUAUCCAGAUAAACGCUCGUCUCUCUCGUCACGUAUCCUGAAAACACCAGUAAAACUUUUUUAAACCUUUGAGUCAAGCAGAGGCUCCUUCUGCAGGACCGUACGGAUGUUUGGGGGAAUUGGACGCACGCCGUAAACACAACACUAACACUCUCCGCACCGGCAGGACGUAAUAACUGGAACUGAAGAGCCAGAACGACGAGGAUAAUGAAGACGAUUUCAUAAUGUUGUUGUUUAAACAUUCUUUUUAUAUCACUAUUGAUUAUUACUUCUCUUCUCAGCCUGGACUCUCGCAGUAAGUCGACAGCUACUUCAGCCUUCUCUAAACGUGUACGUGCACAAAUGGAUUUACACUACAGCUGCUCGUUGUGAUGUCAUGAUUUCAUCUCUUCUUCUUUUUUUAUUAUUUCCAAUCUUCCUCCCUAAAUAUUUCUAUCUCAGGCAUCGAGGCAUAAAACAUGAAAUAUGAAAGGUGAAUUUUUGAAGAACAAACUAAAUGUCUUUUUAAUGGUUAAAGAACAUUUGGAAAAAACUGCCACAGGCCACUUUUUAAGUUAACUACUUAGUAAAUAUACAAAGAAACUAUAUUUUUAACACAUUUCUGAGGCGCAAGUGAAAAAGGGAGAUGGGUGAACGGGGGUGGGAGUGGAGUGGAGAGGUGGAGGAGGGGUUUUCUUUUAUUUUCAUGGAGGUGCUAAUUGUAUCAGUCGUCCUGUGCCAAAUGAACUGAUACCGACUUUAAAAAAAGGAACAUUUCAGUUAUGAUACUUGGAAGGUUUGUCAAUGUGUAUUUGAGUCUUAGACUGAAAAUAAAGAUGGACGACAUGACAGCUUUCCAAAAGUGAAGCCAAAACGCCUCGAUCGCUCCCUGCUGGCUGGCUGUAGUAUAGUUUGAAAAUACUGCGUCCUCCAUGUGAGUCUAUGGGACAUGGACCAAAGUCAAAGUCGAUUGGACAAGCUGGUGUAUCUUCAGGAUUUCGCUGCCGUGACUGCUUCUAGACUCCAACUGAACAAGAUGGCAGCGAUUUGUGUUCGGGAUAUUUUGGCUUCACUUCUGAACAGCGGGAGGACGUGAAGACUUCUCGUCCAUCUUCACAAACAGUCUGAUUCGAGCCUAAUGUGUCGUCAUGUCCAUCAUAUUCUUGGUUCCUUUUGUCUUCACUUUCAUUUUCGCUCAACAAUAUGCAUCACAACAUUUCAGUUUCCUUAGUUUAGGGUCUUUAAAAACUUAUUUUAGGGGUGAAAUGCAGUUGCAAAUUCAUUUAUGAUUGGCUAAAAGUCAAUUGAACUUAAUUUGUGAGAAGUACCUAUCUGCCAGAAUCAGGUUCCAGCAGUUCAAGUGUUAUUACACAUUAAAUACCAGCAUUUAUCUCCAAUACUCAGCAAGGAAACUUAAAAUAUGAAGAAUUCUAAACAGAGUUUGGUGGAUCGGUUAUACCAGCAGCUCAUCUGGAUCAGGAAGCCGGGGAUCAUGGGUAAUAUCCAUCUUUCAGUUGUGUCAGCGAUUAACAGGCUUUGUUUUUGUCUGUGAUAACAACUAAUUAAGUAAUCACCAUGUGUGGCUGCAGAGGGCGCUGUUGCUCUGUUGAAGUCACGUGUCUCUAAAAACUUUGGGCUGGAGACUGAAAUAGGAUUUUUGUUUUUAAAAUUGUGUCCAACAGGAUUUGCUCUUAUUUCUACCCUCCAUGUCUUCCUCUAUCUUUCUACCUCCUCUAUUGGAGUUAUUUAUACCCUUUUUAUUCCUUCUCCUCUUCUUAUCUGCCCCCCUUCUUUUCUCCUCUUCCUCUGUCCCCUGCGCUCUGUCCUCCUCUCCUCCCUCUCAGAUUCUCUCUCUCCAUUCCACUGUUCCCUCUCCCCUGAGGUGAGCGGUAUUCUCAGGAAGGAGCCACAUGUACAGUUGCUAAACCAAGCAAAUAAAAACACUGUUAUCAUGAAGUA